Molecule: messenger RNA, 4354 nt
Organism: Arachis duranensis
Lineage: Eukaryota; Viridiplantae; Streptophyta; Magnoliopsida; Fabales; Fabaceae
Product: protein NLP8
Exons: 8
Molecular function (GO): DNA-binding transcription factor activity; protein binding
Source: RefSeq, a predicted model, not a curated record
UAUCACUUGAAGUUUACAUGCCCGAAAGUGGGAAAAAACGAUGAGGUAAAAGUACGAAGCAUAUUUGGCCUGGAAUGGUGUGAGCCAUUAGUGACAUUUGCACUAUCCUGUGGAAGAUGGUCUUCACCUGCGGAUUAAUCGAACUUUUUCUUGGAAUGCAUACUUGGCAAAACGAGCUAUUUCUAUGGGUGACAUUGUGACAACCACUUCUUCUCCAAGACCAGCAGGUUUCCCGCUAUCCAUAGCUCCAAACCAGGUGUGCCGCUCUAUUCUUGUCUUCAUUUCUGUGUUCUUCUUAGAAAUUAUUCCACCAUUUCCAAAUUUUCUCAGAAGCGUCUCUCACUGGAAGUUCAGCUACGUUUCCCACUAGAAAUUCAGCUGAUCUUCGUGCACCAACAAUUGAUUCAGGACAUGAGACCAACAAGUGAGUAACUGAUUCUUCCGAUUGAUUAUAUUUGGGAUACAUUGAAUUUUUUGAUUGAGUUUUUUUGCUAGAACCGCGAUCUUAUUAUGCAUGAUUUUUCAUAGAAAAUUUUUAUUCUUGAGUUCUAAAUAAAUAAAUAAAUAAAUAAUUUAAUGUUCUUAAAUUGUUUUAUUUUUUUAAAGAUAGGUUAUUUAUUCAAUUAAUUCAAUUGAAUAUAAAUGAUCCAAACGAGAACAAAAACAAGAUCAAAAUGAAAAUUUUUACAAGACGAUAUUUUUUAAUAAUUACAAAACACGAGUUUAUCCAUCAUCAAAAUACAGAUACUAAUCAAACUUUUUCUUCAAAUGCAUUCAUGGCGAAACGAGCUAAUUUCCAUGGGUGACAGUCAAACGAGCUACUUCCAUAGGUGCAGCUUCUUCUUGAAGACUAGUAAGUUCUGAAUUUUCCAUAGUUCCAAAUCAGGUGUGCUGUUAUAUUCUUCUUUUUCGUCGGCUCUUCGAAGUUCUUCGCAGAGAUUAUCCCAUGAGUAAUUGAUUAUUUUGAUUGAUUAUAUUUGGGUACAUCGAGUUAACACUGAAAAUUUCCCAUAGAAAUUUUUUAUUUUUUAGCUGACAUCUCAGUUACCAAAUUAAAGAGUACAAAGGCAUUUGUCUAUACUGUUCUGGUAAUUGCUCUAAUGGGAGAUAGAAGAGCUGAUAAGCCAAUGAAUAUGCCGAAAAGAUUGAGUACUGCGAGUUCUACUCUCUUGACCUGAAGUGUUAACUUUUCAGGCUUGUCGGACGCUGGUAAUCUGGGAAGGAAUUUCAAGUGGAAACUUGCCAACAAAAGAACUCUAACACAGGCUGAAUUUUGAUUUGAAGUUUGUUUUCUAACAUAAUCAUGGAAGAUCAGUUUUUCUCUGAGGGAGAGGGAAUUGGGUAUUGGACACCUCCUGGCGCUCAAUUCGAUGGACCAAGCAUGAUAGACAACGGAAUAAAAAAUCUUGUAUCAGAGGAGAUGCUUGACAACCUCCCUGAUCUCAUGAACUUCGAUAACCUUGCUGGUUGGGGUAAUAUUCCAUCUGUGACUGAUCAUAAUUUAGAUAAUGAAAUUUCAUCACUUGCCUCUAUGCAGUAUUCUCCACCUGAUGCAUUCAGUUUAGUGGAACAGGACAAUGAUCCAUACUUUAUGACAAAAGAUUGUGGAAAUUAUAAUGCUACUGAAACCUCCUUGGGUUUCGAUGAGAAGGCUGUGUUACAGCAAUUGGAGACCCAACUUGGGUUGUCAGAAGAUGCAAAUGAUAUAAAUAACAUAAAUGGAUCACUUCAAGAAUUGAGUGCUGCUGACAUGGGAAAUUGCUUGGUGCCUAGACCAUUUGCUUGGUCGCUUGAUGAGAGAAUGCUGAGGGCUAUGGACUUGUUUAAGGAAUCAGUUGGUGAUGGAAUAUUGACACAAGUUUGGGCACCACAUACAUGCACAUCUAUUUAUAGUGGGAAAUCUUUUGAUUUGUUUUUGCAGCUUGUUAAUUUAAGGACUACUACGCCUCCAAGACUUAUGUCCCAGUGUCUAUCAAAUAACAAAAGAGCAGCUUUAACAGAGAUAAUUGAUGUGUUGCGAGCUUUGUGUCAUGCAUAUAGUUUGCCACUGGCAUUGACAUGGAUCCCCUGUUGUUAUACUGAGGGAGUAGGAGAUGAAGCUUCAAGAAUACGGAUUAAAGAUGGCGGUAGAAUUCCUGGUGAAAAAACUGUACUAUGCAUUGAAGAAUCAGCUUGCUAUAUAAAUGAUAUUGUGGUAGGAGGAUUUGUUCAUGCAUGUGUUGAACAUUAUCUCGAGGAAGGGCAAGGUGUAGCUGGGAAAGCUCUUCAAUCAAAUCGACCAUUCUUCUAUUCCGAUGUGAAGGCCUAUAAUAUUAGUGCAUAUCCCCUUGUUCACCAUGCGCGAAAAUAUAAGUUGAAUGCUGCCGUUGCAGUCAGGCUAAGGAGUAUUCAUACCAAUGAUGAUGAUUACAUAAUAGAAUUCUUUCUACCUGUCAAUAUGAAUGGAAGUGAAGAACAGCAACUUUUAUUAAACAAUCUAUCAGAUACUAUGCAGAGAAUGUGUCAGAGUUUGAGGACAGUUUCGGAUGCUGAAUUAUACGGGAUAGAAGGUUCGCAAGUGCAGUUUUCAAAGGAAGAAGGCUCUCAUAUGGCACCGGAUGGUGACCAUGAUUCGGUCAUGCCUAUGUCAUUGACAAACAAUGAAACUGAAGCUGCUCAUAACCAGGCAAUGGAUGGAUCAAGAAAGCAGAUUGAGAAAAAGAAAAGUCCAGCGGAGAAGAAUAUUAGCUUGAGUGUUCUCCAGCAAUAUUUCUCCGGUAGUCUUAAAGAUGCGGCUAAAAGCCUUGGUGUUUGCCCAACAACCCUGAAAAAGAUAUGCAGGCAACACGGAAUUUCAAGAUGGCCAUCGCGCAAGAUCAAUAAAGUUAAUCGUUCGUUAAAAAAAAUACAAACCGUGCUUGACUCAGUCAAGGGUGUGGAAGGAGGACUGAAGUUUGAUCCUUACAAGGGGGGAUUUAUGUCGGGAGGAUCAAGCAACCAAGAAAUUAAUGCACAUAAAAGUUCUCUCUUCCGGAAGAAAUGUUCUGUAAAAUAUCCUGAUCCUGCAGCUGGUAGCAAAGGUGAGAAUUUAGCUUCUGCAUUCAGACAUGUUUAUAUGUAAUUCCAAGGGUGAGUUGUGAAGCUUUUUUCUGUUGAUGUAGAUUCAAAGCCAAUAGCCAUGGAUGAUGGUGGAUUACGGCAGGAACCCUUUCCGGUUUCUAUUUUGGAAAGUUCUUGGUGUGAUAUAGCAUAUCACAGUCCAAACACCCUGGUUGCCGAUGAGAUGGCUGACAAGCUCGGCGAGCAUCACAAUCCCACUACUUCAAGCAUGUCAGACUCGUCGAAUGGCUUUGGCUCAAUUUUGCGUGGCUCUCGGAAAUUUGAGAAUCGGAAACAUUUGAAAGCCAAAUCACCUUGUGUUGAUAAUGGAUCAAAACUUGUUGUCAAAGCUGCCUACGGAGAAGAUAGGAUCCGUUUCAAGUUUGAUCCUGCAGCUGGCUGUCUCCAGCUCUAUGAAGAAGUUGCAACAAGAUUCAAAUUACAAAUCGGAUCUUUCCAGCUCAAGUAUCUCGACGAUGACGAGGAAUGGGUGAGGAUGGUAAAUGACUCAGAUUUGAAAGAAUGCAUGGAAAUAUUGGAUGAUCAUGGCACCCGUGCUGUGAAAUUUCUUGUUCUCGACAUCCCUAGUGGUUUGAGCAGCCGUGGCAGUAACACUUGAUGAAUUCAAUGAACCACAAGAAAUCUUUGAUCCAAAUAACCCUAAUGACACAUUCAAGAUACUUUAUAGAAAUGUCUUCAUCCGACUUGUGUGGCUAAAAAGCAAUACUAUUGAGAUAUUGUUGACGGACGGACGAAUUCUAUCCAGCAACUGAAUUCUUCUAUCAACAUAUUUCAUUAACAUUACCUUUUAAGCACAGUCGGAUGAAAACGUUUGUAUGAAGUUUUUUAGAUGUAGCAUUGAGAUUAUCUGGAUAAAAAAUUUUUUGUAGUUUAAUCUUCAUAGAAGAAAGAACCUUGAAGUAUGAUCAUAUUUUUUUAAAAUGUCUAUUUUCAGAAAGUAGGAUAAUAGUCACAAAUAAGCACUAAAAUGUUAAAUAUAUAGUUUUAUACAUGACGGAUACAGCUCAUAGCGUCAUGUAGCUGCAUAGAUCUAUAAACUGCAUCUGUCAUAUAUAGAAUUAUAUAUUUAACAUUCUAGUAAUUACUUGUAACUAUUAUCCUACCUUUUGAAAAUAGAUGCUUUGAGAAAGCAUGAUCAUGCUUCAAAGUUCUUUCCUCCGUGAGAAUUAAAUAACUUAUAGAGUUUUUUAGUUAAAAAAUUAUAGUCAACAGUGAGAUAAAUAGCUCUAGGUUGAAUUUUAUAGUUAAAUAGUUA